GGCCGAUCGGCCGGCAAAAUCGCCGACUUGUGACGUCACAUGUCGGAAACGAGAGCUUCAACUCCAAACGAGCAUCGUCUUUACCCACAUUUAGCCGUGAGAACCCGUGCCCGUGAAUCCUUCUGGAAAGGAUUGGAACUUUUCUUGCAUUCCAAUUAUCUGUACCCAGCUUUUAGGCUCUGAUUGCCAUCAUAACCAGUAAAACCCCGAGGAGCUUCACAUCAUGGCACGAGGUGGCAAACGCGGUCACAAGGGUGGUCGGAAGCAGUUCACCAACCCGCAACAACUUGAGAUGGAGAAGGAGAAAGAGGAGCGGGAAAAGCAAUGGCGACGACAACGCGGCGAAGAGAGUUCUUCGGAUGACGAGGCCAAAUCCGGGGAGGACAGUUCCUCCGAGGAGGAAUCGGGAUCUGAUGUUGAGUUUGACAAAGGAGCCAAGGCCAAGGGUAGUAAGAAGGCCACCACUCGGGCCGCCGAAUCCUCGUCGGAAGAGGAGUCGAGUAGCGAGGACGAAGGCGAGCGCAAAGCCAAAGGCGCAGAGGGUUUAAUUGAGAUCGCUAAUCCUAAUCGAGUGGUCAAGAAAACGAAGAAGGUCUCGCAACUUGAUCAAGAGACGGAUAAACCGCAGUUGUCGAGGCGGGAACGCGAAGAGAUUGAAAAACAGAAAGCCAAGGCCAACUAUCAGAAGCUCCAUGCGGCGGGCAAGACGGACGAGGCUCGGGCGGAUCUGGCCCGAUUGGCCAUCAUCCGAAAGCAACGCGAAGAUGCGGCUAAGAAGCGGGACGAAGAAAAGAAAGCUCGAGAAGAUGCCGAAAAAGCCAAACGCGAGGCCAAGUCUUCCAAGAAAAAGUGAUAGAACCAGGCAGGAUCCAUGGUACCAAAUGACGAAAUAUCCAUGGCCAAGUGAUUCCGCUUCUCAUCAUCAACACCCACCCACUCUGAAUAUCUCCCUUGAGUCCGGUCAUCAAGGAUCGAGGAGCCCUCGUUUCAAUGAUAGGAUGGAUAACAUUUCUACCGACGUUUUAUAGCUGAUAAUAUUUGUUAUUUCUCCCAGACAACGAUGAGCCGUUGAAGAAGAAAAAUGAAGUGAAGCAUCAUCAACAAUAAACAAAGUUUCUUUUCAUAGUAUAACAA
This is a messenger RNA of Tigriopus californicus, 1134 nucleotides long. RefSeq names its product 28 kDa heat- and acid-stable phosphoprotein-like. NCBI's taxonomy places the organism in Eukaryota, Metazoa, Arthropoda, Copepoda, Harpacticoida, Harpacticidae. The coding region runs from base 224 to 853 and encodes 209 amino acids. Gene Ontology annotation, cellular component: cytosol. The record is from RefSeq and is a predicted model, not a curated record. The transcript has 3 exons. Gene Ontology annotation, molecular function: RNA binding.